UGGCAGCAGAGCCAUUCCCACAGCUCUUGGCACCAAGCCUGCUGCUCUCAGCUCGCAUCAGAAAUUCCUCUAAUGAUUUCCAGAAAGGUGUUGGGAUCUUUAGUCUGCCUGUCUGCUGUAACCACAUUGAUCUGGGUCGCAGUUGGGAAUUGGAAAGUGCACUACCUCCCAUAUUACCUUCCCUGCCCUGGAAUCUUCUCCAAGGAACUCCUGUAUUUGGAAGAAAAGCCAGUCCGGCUUUUCCCACAAUUAUUUUAUCAGCAACCAAGAGUGCUGGCUCCAAAGCGUCAGGAUGUGCUAACAGUCACACCAUGGUUGGCCCCCAUCGUUUGGGAAGGCACCUUCAGCCCUGAGAUCCUGGACAGUGUCUACAUGCCAUUGAAUCUCACCAUAGGGGUGACAGCCUUUGCCAUUGGAAAAUACACGAGGUUUGUGGGCCGCUUCCUGGAGUCAGCAGAGAUGCACUUCAUGAAAGGCUAUCGAGUGAACUAUUACAUCUUCACUGACAACCCUGAGAUGAUCCCCAGCGUCCAGCUGCAACCUGGCCGAAGAUUUCAUGUUGUGCACGUCAAGAAAUACCCCAGCUGGCAAGAGAUCUCCAUGCGCAGGAUGGAGACUAUCAACCUACACAUAGCAGAGAGGAGCCAUCAGGAGGUGGACUACCUCUUCUGUCUGGAUAUUGAUAUGGUGUUCCACAAUGCCUGGGGGGCUGAGACCCUCGGUGACAUUGUAGCAGCCAUACACCCUGGUUAUUUCAAUGUCCCUCGAAGCCAGUUCCCAUAUGAGAGGAGGAGCUCUUCAGCAGCCUACAUCCCUGAGGGAGAAGGGGACUUCUACUAUGGAGGAGCUGUGUUUGGAGGGCUGGUCAAGAGGGUCUACGAGUUCACCAAGACUUGCCACAUGACCAUCCUGGCAGACAAAGCCAAUGGGAUCAUGGCAGCCUGGCAGGAAGAAAGCCAUCUCAACAGGCACUUUCUCUCCCAUAAACCCUCCAAGGUGCUCUCUCCAGAAUAUAUAUGGGAUGACAGGAAGCCAAAGCCCCCUGAAAUUUACCUCAUACGCUUUUCCACAGUAGAUAAGAACUACCAGGAGGUAAGAAAUUGACCUCCUGAUCCUCGCAGAGAGAUGUCCUCCAACCUGCUGAAUGUUAGCUCCCAGAGAAGGUGUCCCACUGCGGGUAGUUUAUCUGGAGAAUGAGAGCCUCAAAGCAUUUCAGAAGCAGCAGCCAAAGUGGAAGUGAGAGUGGAAAGGUUUCUAGGUUCCUAAUCAUUGUAAAUACAAGUGUAGCUCUGAGAGUGGAAGCAUAGCAGCAGGUAUACAAAGGGUGUGCUGUCAAGUAGAAGGCUGUCCUCACAGCAAGGCUGCAAAUGCUGUUGUUUGCAUAUUUUCCUGAAGCUUUGCAGAAACUUAGGCAGGAUCAAAACUUUGGCAUCCCUAUGGAAAAAGAAAAAGACCUUUCCACUUAAAAAUACUUCAGUCACCCUGCUUUUAAAAAAAAUAUUAUUAUUAUUAAUUUUCACAUACUGUAGUUCAAACACUUGGUAAGGAUCAGCUUGCCCUCAGUGCAGGUUAUCCCUAUUAGUGUGCAGCAGUCACAGGGCUCUUCUCAGCAGUGAGAUGCAGGAAUUCCUGAUGGACCAGCAGUGCCAUUUCACACAGCACUUACCUUCCACUUCCAAGCUGUUUUGGGCACCCAAAUUCAGACUGAACUGGCACAGUUCAAACCCAGAGAGUGUUGUGGGUUUGUUCCAGUCACAGAUGUGUUAUUCGCCUUUUUGCCAGCUCACACGUCUCUGGGGCUCAUAUAAUCUUUUCCAUGGUGUGAGAGGUCCACGUGCUUACUCUCUGCUUCAGUCCUCUCCAAAUUUUCUGAGCAUUGUAAAACAAAUGGGCCAGAAGCUGUUGGAGCUGACAGACAGAGUUGGAGCAUUUCCUACAGACAGGGUGGCUUCACUCCAAAAUGAAAUGCUCUCUUGGAUCUGUAUGUUCAGCUGGGAGCUGGAGGUAGGCUGGGGUUAACCUUUUCUUUGCAUGAACAUGAUGAGAAGCUGACCCAGGCACACUGCAGCCUUCCAAGCCUGCGAGCUCAUGGGGCAAACAGGUGGGGAGGGUGUCCAAACACAGGGGAACAGCUGUGCCUCGCCAGCAGCAGCUGCAAAACGGUUCAUCAGCUGUGGUUACAGGGUGGAGGUCUGUGUGUUUACUCCUUGCUACAGCACAUUGGCUGUGAGCAUCUUCCCUGUGAGCUCCUGAGGAGUGCUGCCAGUGGGCACUGCGGGUCUGUGCCAGCCUCAAAACCAGGAUUGUUACUGACCAGCUUCUUGUUCUAAAACAAUUGUGUCCAAAGCUCACACCUGACUCUAGAGUCUCAUUAUGUCAGUAACUACAUAUGGGCAUAUGGAGCCCUUUGCAAGCCAGAAGGAGCUGUCUGGUUUGAUCUCCUGUACGGGGUUAGCCAGAUAAUUUUAUCUCCUGCUGUCAGUAUCAAUGUCGUAAUACAGGGUUGAGCUGUGCUACAUCUCUUAGAAGAGAAUUCCGGCCCAACACAAACAUCAAGUGAUACAGAAGCCACAAAGCCAUAGUCAUCUCCUCCUGUGCCUUAUUCUUCUCCAAGUCAGGCUCUCUUUUUGGCUGUUGGAUUUUCUUCUGCCAUGCUAGAUUAUUCAGAUUCCUGUGCAGAUAUUCAUAUUCACGUCACAGUUCUGCUCACCAGGGCUGUGAUUGGAAGCAGUGCCCAGAGACACCCAUGUCUUUGGGGAGCAGGAGACUGUGGCUGCAGGAGGAUGCUGCAUUCCCCAUUGUGGCACACUAAUUGAUGAGAGCCUGGACUUCUGCCAUCACCUCCUGCUGAUUAAUCCCCUUCCCCUAGCACCAGGCUUUGCUUUUCGCCUUUGCAUUGUGCAGCCUGAGACCCGUGGGCUGGGGGGAGUUUCACAGAUCUCACUUUCUGCUCUUAAUUUUUCACCAAUGCUCACAGGGAAACUGAGGCACAUAGUAGCAAAGCAUGGCGUGGUGCUGCUGUGUACGGGGCCUGCCACAGGAGGACAAUGCUGUGUCUCAUGUCCUUAUGUCAAGGGAAUUUAGACUUGGAAACAUGCUUGCUGUACUGCAUAGAAAGUGAAUCAGCACAUACAAAUAAAUUAUCACCCAAAUUUA
Messenger RNA from Centrocercus urophasianus (Greater sage-grouse), 3156 nucleotides. RefSeq names its product globoside alpha-1,3-N-acetylgalactosaminyltransferase 1. Gene Ontology annotation, biological process: carbohydrate metabolic process. The coding region runs from base 73 to 1104 and encodes 343 amino acids. Gene Ontology annotation, cellular component: Golgi apparatus; membrane; vesicle. Gene Ontology annotation, molecular function: globoside alpha-N-acetylgalactosaminyltransferase activity. The transcript has 6 exons. NCBI's taxonomy places the organism in Eukaryota, Metazoa, Chordata, Aves, Galliformes, Phasianidae. The record is from RefSeq and is a predicted model, not a curated record.